Molecule: messenger RNA, 759 nt
Organism: Aureococcus anophagefferens
Lineage: Eukaryota; Pelagophyceae; Pelagomonadales; Pelagomonadaceae
Exons: 1
Coding region: 1-759 (252 amino acids)
Molecular function (GO): oxidoreductase activity
Source: RefSeq, a predicted model, not a curated record
AUGGGCUGGGGCGACCCGCCGGUCUGGAGCGACGCCGUGGUCAAGUCCAACGACGAGGCCGGCGACGGCCUCCGCGCCAUCGCCCUCGAGGUGAGCCCCGAGACGCUCGAGGCGCACCGCAUCGGCGGCCAGUACGUGCAGCUGACGCUCGGCGAGGAGAAGCCGGGCUUCUACGCCAUCGCGUCGCCGCCCGUCGUCGGCCCGACCGAGGGCAAGGCCUUCGAGUUCCUCAUCAAGGAGAACGAGGGCAACGCGUACCUCACGUCCCUCGCGGCCGGCGCGGCCGUCAAGUGCUCCGAGGUCUCCGGCGGCGGCUACGCCGUGGGCAAGGCCUUCAACGGCGAGGACGGCGCCGUCGACUCGGAGUACGACGGCUUCGCGUGCAUGAACCAGCUCUUCGUCGCCGGCGGCUCCGGCAUCGCGCCCAUCCGAUCGACGAUCGAGUCCGGCGUCGCCCUGGACCUGCCGAAACCCGCGACGCUCUACUACGGCGUGCAGGACGCGUCGGUGAUGGCCUACGCGGACAAGUUCGACCUCUGGCGGUCGGAGUUCAACGUCGACGUGAAGCCGUGCCACUCCAAGGCCGCGUCGGGCGGCGCCUUCAGCGGCUACGUCCAGGCGUGCAUGGAGGCCGACGGCAUCGCCGUGCCGCGGAACACGGGCGCCUGCGUCUGCGGGCCCAAGGACAUGUUCGUCGCCGUGAAGGAGCUCCUCACGAAGGCCGGCGUCUUCGAGAGCCGCGUGCUCUCGAACUUCUAG